Messenger RNA from Heterocephalus glaber (naked mole-rat), 4018 nucleotides. It is a transcript of the gene Rgl2, whose product is annotated as ral guanine nucleotide dissociation stimulator like 2. Gene Ontology annotation, biological process: Ras protein signal transduction. Lineage: Eukaryota; Metazoa; Chordata; Mammalia; Rodentia; Bathyergidae. Gene Ontology annotation, molecular function: guanyl-nucleotide exchange factor activity. Gene Ontology annotation, cellular component: plasma membrane. The record is from RefSeq and is a predicted model, not a curated record.
UGGGACUAAUGGUGGUGGCCAGGAGCGGGCUUUGGGACCUGAGGAGGGGCCGGGAGAGAGAUUUGACACCCAGGGGCUCUGAACUCUUGAAUCCAGACCCUGGGUGAAAGCAGGGUGACUGGCAGGGCUGGUUUUUCGGGAUCGGUCGAGGGAGGGGCCAGGGCCACGUGACUCUGAGUCUUAACACCCCCCCCCCCAUCGUCCCCACUUCCCCUUCUCCUUCCCGUACUGGAAUUGGAGCUGCCACCUCCGGGGGGUCCUCAGGCUGACAGCGUGGGCCUGGGGAAAGGGGACCCGAGGGAGGACUGACCCUCCAGCCGGCCGGGUGCGGGGGAGGGCGGCGCACAUGACUGUGCCUGUGCCUGAGUCUGUGCCUGAGGUCUCGGCUUCCCAAGGCUCCUGUCUGGUUCGCCUCUCUCGCUGCCUCCUCUGCACCCCGCUCCCUGCUGUGUGGGCUCAGCUCUGGGGGGAAGGGGCUCCUGGGGUCUCCAGGCUCAGGGUUUCCCCAUUCCAUCCACCCUCCCACUGCAACCCUCUCUACUUCAGCGGGGCUUGAGGUGGCUUUGGGGGGGCUGUCUGGGCCCCCGAGGGGGAGACCUGGGGUCACCGGGCCCGCCCACACCUCGAACUCGCUGGUACUGUCCCCCGUUAUCCCAGGCCUCUGUGUCUGUCUGGGAUGAGGAGGAGGAUGGUGCCAUCUUUACUGUCACCAGCCGCCAAUAUCGGCCUCGGGAUCCCAUGGCCCCCACGCCUCCGCCACGCUCCUCCCGGCGGCUCCGGGCUGGCACUUUGGAGGCCCUGGUCAGACACCUGCUGGACACCCGGAUGCCAGAGGCUGACGUGGCCUUCAUGUCCGCCUUCCUGGCCACCCACCGGGCCUUCACCUCCACAGCCACCCUGCUCGGGCUUGUGGCCGACAGGCUGGAAGCCCUCGAGGGCCUUUCCACUGAUGAGCUCGAGAGGACGGCAGGGGCAGCCAUCUCUGUCCUGUCCACCUGGUUGGCCUCCCACCCUGAGGAUUUGGGCUCUGAAGUCAAGGGUCAGCUUGACCGGCUUGAGAGCUUCUUGCUUCGGACAGGGUACGCGGCAGGGGAGGGUGUUGGGGCGUGCGGUGCUGACCUCAUCCGUCACCUCCGGUCCCGGGUGGACCCCCAGGCCCCCGACUUUCCUAAGCCCCCAGCCCUUCCCGGCGACCCCCCUGCUGACCCCACGGAUGUCCUGGUGUUCCUCGCUGACCACUUGGCUGAACAGCUGACCCUGCUAGAUGCGGAGCUCUUCCUCAAUCUGGUCCCCUCUCAGUGCUUGGGGGGCCUGUGGGGUCACAGAGACCGGCCGGGACAUUCCCACCUCUGCCCAUCUGUUCGAGCUACUGUCACACAGUUCAACAAGGUGGCAGGGGCAGUGGUCAGCUCUGUCCUCGGUGCCACUUCAACUGGAGAGGGGCCUGGGGAGGUGACUAUACGGCCACUCCGACCUCCGCAGAGGGCCCGGCUCCUGGAGAAGUGGAUCCGUGUGGCAGAGGAGUGCCGACUGCUGCGAAACUUCUCUUCCGUGUAUGCUGUGGUGUCGGCCCUGCAGUCCAGCCCCAUCCACAGGCUUCGGGCAGCCUGGGGGGAAGCAGCCAGGGACAGCCUCAGAGUCUUUUCCGACCUCUGCCAGACUUUCUCGGAGGAGGAUAAUUAUUCCCAGAGCCGGGAGCUCCUCCUGCAGGAAGCGAAUCUGGAGCCGAACUCCAAGAAGGCUCCCAGGCCUGGCUCCCGGGGCAGGGGAGUGGUCCCCUACCUUGGCACCUUCCUGAAGGACCUGGUGAUGCUGGAUGCGGCCUCCAAGGACGAGCUGGAGAACGGCUACAUCAAUUUUGACAAGCGGAGGAAGGAAUUUGCUGUACUUUCCGAGUUGCGGAGGCUCCAGAAUGAAUGUCGCGGCUACAACCUCCGACCUGACCCUGACAUCCAGCGGUGGCUCCGGGGGCUCCAGCCGCUGACCGAGGCUCAGAGUCACCGAGUGUCCUGUGAGGUGGAGCCGCCUGGUGCCAGUGACUCUCCGGCCUGUCGGGUGCUCCGGCCAACGCUGGUCAUCUCACAGUGGACAGAGGUUCUCAGCUCUGUCGGGGGCCCCUCCCACCUUGUGUCCUGGGACCAGCCCAGUGUGGGGGGAGACGAGAUGUGCGGAACCCCUGCCCCUCUGCUGACCCGGCUGGCCCAGCACAUGAAGUGGCCGUCUGUCUCGUCCCUGGACUCCACCCUGGAGGGCAGUCCCUCCCUGCACAGUGCGGCCGAGCCCCGCCUCCUCUCCCCCCCAGCCUCCUCCCCUAGGCCUAACCGAGGUCACCGACGCUCGGCCUCCUGUGGCUCGCCACUGAGCGGGGGCGCCGGCGAAGGGGCCUCCGGGGGGCCCGGGCACGGGCCGAGGGGCUCUGGGCCAGGGGCCUCUGACUGCCGAAUCAUCCGGGUGCAGAUGGAGCUGGGAGGGGAUGGCAGUGUCUACAAGAGCAUCUUGGUGACAAGCCAGGACAAAGCUCCAAGUGUUGUCAGUUGUGUCCUUAAGAAAAACAAUCGUGAUUCUGCAGUGGCUUCAGAUUUUGAGCUGGUCCAGCUGCUACCAGGGGAGCGAGAGCUGACUAUCCCGCCCUCAGCCAACGUCUUCUAUGCCAUGGAUGGCGUGUCCCACGAUUUCCUCCUGCGGCAGCGGCGAAGGCCCUCAACUGCCACACAGGGCUCUGCCAGCGGCCCCUCUGCCUCAGGAAUCCCCCCGAGUGAGGGAGGAGGGGGCUCCUUCCCCAGGAUCAAGGCCACGGGGAGGAAGAUCGCCCGGGCACUGUUCUGAGGAAGAAGGCCUGUUGGUCAUGGUGCUCAUACCAGAUGUGGGUGGCCAUCCUUCGUGGCGGCUGUUACAUCACACUGGGACAGAAACCCCACAAGGAGAUCCGCCACCCUGGGGCAGUGAAGUGCCACUUGUUUACCGGACCCUGGGGAGCUGAUAAUAUCGUAACCAGGUUGGGUACCUGUGUACAGCUCCCCACUUCUCGUGAGUCACGUGGCACACUGCUCAUGCUGGGUGGACCCAUUUCUGGGUCCUGGCACACCCUGGCAUGUGAAGGGCCACGGGAGGGCCUCGAGGUGCUGAGCCCCAGGGCAGAGAGGAAGGGCAAUAAGUAGGCUCUGAGGGGAGUUCCUUUCCCACUCCGGGGAGGUUCCUGUCACUGUGACAACACUAAGAUAAUAAACCAAAACGCUACCUGAGUCCUACUCCCCUGUCCUUGCAGUGCGGAUGAACUGGCUGCUAGGAGCAGGGCUGGAGAGGUGGCUGGAGGCUGAAGCCAUGGGGUCCAACGUUUCCUACUCCCAUGACAGGCGAAAAGAAAGGUGCUGGUGGAAAGGGUAAAAUGGUUUCCUUCGAACUGUUUACUCCCUCCCAGUAAGCUCCUCACCUCUGGCCUACUCAUUCCUAAGUUUUUCUCUACACUUGUUACUUACAUGAAGCAGCCGCCAUCAAAUUGAAGUGAUCAGUAUGAAGAACUGCUCUAUGGGGAAAUGUAAGAAACUUAGGACAAAUAAAUGCUGGGUGUGGUGACCCACACCUGUAGUCGUAGCACUUGGGAGGCUGGAGCAGGAGGAUUGCUGCAAGUUCAAGGCCAGCCUGGGCUACACAGUGAGACCCUGUCUCAAAAAAAGAUGACUUCGUGGAGAACAUUUAUCAACUUUGAGAGGAUUUUAAAUCAGGUUAAGCUAUAUUCAAGCAGGUCUGGGGAUUUAGCUCAGUAGCGUCGAGCCUGCCCUGCAAGUACAAGGUCCUAAGUUUGAUCCCCGGCACUGGGAGGAAAAGAAUGAAUCAAGCAAAUUUUAGGAAGACAGGCUGAAAAGAAGUAAAAGAAGCUGGGCAUGGUAGCGCAUCCCUGUAGUUUUAGUACUUAGAGGAGGCUAAGGCAGGAGGAUCACCUCGAGUUGGAGAUCAGCCCGGGGUCCAUACUGAGUUCAAGGCCAGCUUGUAAUACAAAGAGAGACCCUGUCUCAAAAAA